Hibiscus syriacus is the source of this 816-nucleotide messenger RNA. RefSeq names its product heavy metal-associated isoprenylated plant protein 36-like. Lineage: Eukaryota; Viridiplantae; Streptophyta; Magnoliopsida; Malvales; Malvaceae. The record is from RefSeq and is a predicted model, not a curated record. The coding region runs from base 1 to 816 and encodes 271 amino acids. Gene Ontology annotation, molecular function: metal ion binding. The transcript is spliced from 3 exons.
AUGGCUGCCGAUCAAGAUGCCGUUGGAGGAGCACUGAAAUAUGAGACAUGGGUUUUGAAAGUCCUCAUCCAUUGUGAAGGCUGCAAGAAGAAAGUCAAGAAAGUUCUUCAAGCCAUUGAUGGUGUUUAUGAGACGAAGAUAGAUUCUCAACAGCACAAGGUGACGGUCAUUAGCAGCGUGGAUGCAGAAACGCUCAUCAAGAAGCUGACCAAGUCUGGAAAACACGUCCAGCUUUGGCCGGAAUUAAAGCCUGUAAAGAAAGACAAAAUUCCCGGAAAGACAAACAACAAUAACAAACAGAAAGAUGGCGGAGGAGAAGCCGGUGGUGGUGGUGAUGAUGAUAAUCAUGACUCAAACAAUAAUAAUUCAGCAGAGAAACCGAAACCAGCCAGCGCCGCCACUAAAGGCACUGCCAGAGAUAACCAGCAUGACCAAAUGGGAGGCAGAAGCGAGGAACUCGACCCUACACAAAGUGCUAGUGGUGCUACCAAUGGAGGUAAUAAAAAGAAGAAAAAGAAAGGCCAAAAAACCAACCAUGGUCCCAACGGCGACACUCAAUCGGCCGUGGCACCUCCGGACCAUGCACCAAUCAAUCCGAGCCCUCGGAUUCAGCCAAUGUACCCUUACACGCCUCUGCUCUAUGGCUCUCCAUUUUCUGGGGUAAGUUACAACACCACUUACCCUAGCUCAAGCUCUUUAUAUUUCACCCCUAGAAUGCAUUACGUGCCACCAGCUCCAGCGUCCGAUCCAAGCGAUAAAUUCAGUGAGAAUUAUUACUACCAUGAUGAUGAUGAAAGUGGCUGCUCAAUCAUGUGA